This is a messenger RNA of Centropristis striata (black sea bass), 856 nucleotides long. RefSeq lists its product as uncharacterized. The record is from RefSeq and is a predicted model, not a curated record. Lineage: Eukaryota; Metazoa; Chordata; Actinopteri; Perciformes; Serranidae. The coding region runs from base 107 to 856 and encodes 249 amino acids. The transcript has 6 exons.
AUGACCAAGACGUUAUCUGCUGUUAACAUGUGUUCUGUGUUCAUUUUAAGAAGCAGCUGGUCAGAGACUUUGACAGUUGAGAGCGAGACACCAAGAGAGAAGCACGAUGGCUGAAUUCAGAUGGAUUAUAAUGUCUUCAUUUGUGAUGCUGCUGUUCAGCUUUAGAGUCACUGAACAGAAGAACACUGAUACAGUCAGCUUGUUGUGUUCUGUGACUAAAGGUGCUUGGUGUAGACACAAAGUGAAGUGGCUGCAUGAGGGAAAUGAUGUCACAGACAGAGAGACAUCACAGGAUCGCUGUUCAGCCAGAGCGACAUUUACAACAUCUGACUUCAAUCAGUCAAAGAACGACUUGAAAUGUGAAGUGACAGAGAAUGAGAGUAGAGAGGUGUAUCUGUUCCCCUUCAGCCCUCCUCAGUCCUCAGGUGAGAAACCAGGUGACGAGGCCGCAACAACAACAACUAAACAAACAAUGAAAGCAUCAACUCCAACACCACCACCAACCACCCGUCAAUCAUCAUCGACAAGAAAUACAUCUGUGACAACGAGUGAAAGAGAAGAGACAAACAACAACGAUGGAAGAAAACAACAACAAGGCUGGUGGAGGAUCAUCAUCUAUGUGCUGCUGGGUUUAGCAGCUCUCAUCAUAACUGUUGUUGCAGUCAACAUGUGGACAAGAACUAAAGUCCUCCCAGAGUUCAUCGCUCAGCGGGAGCUACAGGUGUCCUCCCAGUGCCCCCGCAUCUGUCAUGCAGGUUAUACCUUCAGACUGGUAUCUCUCAGCCUUCAUGUGGAGCUUCAGAGCUCUGAAGAGGAGAAGAAGUGUCUGUUUAGCUCUGUUGUGGAGGAACUGUGA